AUGGAAGCUCACACCACUCUGGCACUGGAGUACCACCUGAGCAGGAGAAACAUCAUACACGUGGCAUUGCUGGAGGAGAUUUGGACUGCAGUCCUUCUUGGACUGGUCCUGACCCCAGCCCUUGCUGAUCAUCAUCAACAGACUGAAAUAAGCAAGAAAAUCUCCAUUAGUGGAGGCUACCAAAUUAUGACCAUCAAUAGGAAAUGGCUGGUGGCAAGUAUUGAGCAAAAGACCAACCAUGGGUACUGGAAAACCAUCUGGAACUAUGACACAGGCUUUAUGGCAACCAAAGUGCUGCCAGAGAGAGCUUGCUACAUUUCCAUAAUGAACAGAACAGAGAUGCCCAGCUUCGAUGGACUUCCCCAGCUGGCUGCAGACAUCAGGAACCAGAAGCACCCAAGACCCCCUUCAAAGGAGAUCACAUUCAGCCUCGUCAGGAGAGCCAUUCGUGACCUGGAAUCCUAUGGACCAGACACCUCCUCUCUGUGCAGAGGCCUCUCAACCUACGUGGCCUAUGAAGUUCAGGGACCCCAAUUCAAUCUUGGAUCGUGCCUCAAGCUCGAUGUCCUCCAAUAUUUGGCCCUCACCUACUGCCACAACGAUAACUUUGUGUGAAUCCUGCCCUUCCUGAGCUGCUGCCCAAAUCCAGCCCUGCUGGAAUUGUUCCCUGGCAUUUCUCCUUCCUGAGGCUCCUUCCUGAGGAUGGAGUGCUGGAGCAGAUCAGUUGGUGAGCAGAGCUAUCAAUUAAAUUCCUUCA
Agelaius phoeniceus (red-winged blackbird) is the source of this 757-nucleotide messenger RNA. Its product is annotated as gastrokine-1. Lineage: Eukaryota; Metazoa; Chordata; Aves; Passeriformes; Icteridae. The record is from RefSeq and is a predicted model, not a curated record.